This is a messenger RNA of Paramuricea clavata, 890 nucleotides long. NCBI's taxonomy places the organism in Eukaryota, Metazoa, Cnidaria, Anthozoa, Malacalcyonacea, Plexauridae. The record is from the annotation of a GenBank genome assembly.
CUUAUGUUUUUACCAACCUUGGAAAAAAAGGACCUGAGGGACCUGCAAACACGAGUGGUUACCUAGGAACGACUCUAGAAGGCCAGGUUACGUUGAAUGCUGGAAUCCAGAUGUGGCAAGUACCAUACACAGGUACUUACAUAAUCGAGUCACGUGGUGCAGCUGGCGCAAACGGCAGUUAUGACUUGCGCAAUAAGCUUGGGGACAAGCAUGUGACAAAAAGACAUCAUGGAGGCGUGGGAGCGAAAAUAAGCGGAACAUUUUGGCUUACUCAUGGGACCUUGUUGAAAAUUCUUGUUGGCCAGCGUGGAAUGAUGCAUACACUUACAAUUAAUUUACAGACUCUCGAUUUAAUUCUUGAUGUUGGUGGUGGUGGAGGUGGGUCUUUUGUAACUUACGUGAAUAAUAUCCCCCUUGUUAUUGCUGCUGGUGGCGGCGGCGGUGGCGGCAACGGUGUAGGGUUUGGGACAGAUACAUUUGAUGCUGAUUCGGGACAGUUAGGGGUAUUAGGGAGUAGAUGUAACAGUACGGUAGGAAAUGGGGGAAUGCUAUGUUCUAAUGAAGAGAAAUACACGAUCAACGCUGGAAGUGGAGCUGGGUUGCUAAGUAACGGUAGAAGUCCUAACCUGGCACAUCAUGCUAUGUGUUUUGUCGACGGAGGGAGAGGUGGUACCAAUAUUGGGUUUGAUGGUGAUGGAGGGUUUGGUGGUGGUGGUUAUGGUGCGCUAAACGGAGGGGGAGGGGGAGGAUAUAGCGGGGGAGGUGUGUGGGCUAACUCUACUUAUGGUAUCGCAGGGGGUGGUGGCUCAGUUAACCAUGGCUUUGACAAGCAAUCUGGUUAUGGUGAUGCCUUAGAGCAUGGCUUGGUUAAAAUUGUUUUUCUUGGCUAA